Molecule: messenger RNA, 960 nt
Organism: Plutella xylostella (diamondback moth)
Lineage: Eukaryota; Metazoa; Arthropoda; Insecta; Lepidoptera; Plutellidae
Gene: Gas41
Product: YEATS domain-containing protein 4 Gas41
Biological process (GO): regulation of DNA-templated transcription
Source: RefSeq, a predicted model, not a curated record
GGGAAAUUUGAGGUUAUAUUUUUUGUUUACAUACAACAAAAUAUUCGUCGUUGUGGAAUCAAACUCGAUAAAUAAAAGCAACUCAGAUAUGAGUUUACCUACAGAUUUCGGUCCGGAUUCAGGAGGCAGAAUAAAGGGUUUAGUGAUAGUAAAGCCGAUAGUUUACGGUAACAUAGCUAAAUACUUUGGAAAGAAACGCGAAGAGGAUGGCCACACGCAUCAGUGGACCGUCUACUUGAAGCCCUAUAACAAUGAAGAUAUGACCGGAUAUGUGAAGAAAGUCCACUUCAAACUGCAUGAGAGUUACGCAAACCCGAACAGGAUCGUGUUGAAGCCGCCGUACGAGCUCACGGAGACCGGCUGGGGGGAGUUCGAGAUCGUCAUCAAGAUCUACUUCCAUGAUCCUAAUGAAAGACCUGUAACCCUCUACCACAUCUUGAAGCUGUUCCAAUCUCCAGUGAAUGAGGGUGCCCCGCCGACGGUGGGUCGAGCACUGGUAAGCGAGGGCUAUGAGGAGAUUGUGUUCCAGGAGCCCACGCAGCUGAUGCAGCACCUGCUCAUGAACGUGAAGCCGCUGACUAGCGGCAAGUGGAAACAUGAGACUGAUUUUGAAGAGAAGAAAGAAACCACUCUAGAAAAGAUAUUAACUGCAAAGACUAAAGUAAGAAAUGAAAUCACAGAACUGAAAGACAAAUUAAAGUUGGCUAAAGACACUAUUUCAAAAUUCAAAGAGGAAAUAGCUAAAGUUCAGAACAGCUCCGGUGCAUUGUUGCAAAUUGCAUAGACUUAUGGAUUUAAGGUGAGAUUUACUUAUAUAUUAAGAAAAACUGAAUUUGUAACCAUAUUUUAUUGGUAAACAAAAUACAGAAGACUUAAAGGUCUUAAGUUUAAAUUAGGGUAAAAAUAAAUAAGGACUUAAACUAAGUGAACUGAUAAAAAUAAAACGCAUAAGACACACAU